Messenger RNA from Ictalurus punctatus (channel catfish), 4103 nucleotides. RefSeq names its product transmembrane protein 121Aa (gene tmem121aa). The record is from RefSeq and is a predicted model, not a curated record. The transcript has 4 exons. Bases 901 to 1851 code for a protein of 316 amino acids. Lineage: Eukaryota; Metazoa; Chordata; Actinopteri; Siluriformes; Ictaluridae.
CUGCCGAGGGCGUGAGAGGAGAAUGAGACACUGAAUCCUGGAGAGAAAUUCGGGAUCCGGGAUUGGAGAAGGCGGACCGCUGAUGCGCUUGUGUUUGCUCCUUUAUUCCAAGGCUGAUGUUCAGCGGUUUAAAUAUGGAACUCCGUGUUUCUCGAAUCUGCCGCGUUUUACAGUGGGAUUUAGACAUCGUGAUCAGGAUUAAAACCUGAAGGCAGGCGUCAGUGCGAAUCAGCCCUGUGGACGACAGAACCAAGCAGCAGUCUGUGGAUGGACACCAGAUACACCAUGACCCUGACCAGGAUAAAGUGAUUACUGAUUAUGAAAUUCAUGAACUAGCGAAUCCAAAAGACAAGGCUUCAAAUCCAGGCCAUACAACGACCAGCACCCACCAAAGGUCACAGCUUCGAUCAAUUCCAGAGUGGCUGAACCAGAAUGAAUUUAAGCUUGUAAGGAUCUCAUAUAAAUAUAAUUUGCUCUAACUCUGUCUACAUGGAGCCAGGGCCGACCAGCUAUGCCAUGGAGUUAAUGUGGUCCAGCUGACAUAGAUGAGUGGAUCUGUGUAUAUCAGGUGAGGGUUUGCCUCAGCCAAAGAAGAUAUGUGUGCAAACAUUUCAUUACACAAUCUUAGAGGCACUGACUUAUAUGAAAUACACAGCCAUUGAGGCUGUUAAAGCUUGGAAAAUACUGAGCACACACACACCAGACUCCAUGAUAUUCCUAGAUAUUCCCAGUUUUCAUUACAAGCAUUGCACAAAGACAUCAGCAUCAGUGGAUUGCUAGAACUUUGCUAAAUAUGAAAUAGGCAUUUAAUAUAUUAUGUUUUUAUUUAUUUUUUAACCAGGAGUAAUAUUCCUGUUAUGUUUUAUUUUUUUGUGAGGUGGGAGCAAUAGAAUCCUCACUAUGGUUUUGCCUCCCCCUGACAAGCAGCACGUGUGUCUAACUACCAUCGUCAUCAUGACCAGCAUGGCUGUCAUGGAUGCUUACCUGGUGGAGCAGAACCAGGGUCCACGUAAGAUUGGAGUUUGCAUUAUUGUAUUGGUAGGGGACAUCUGCUUUCUCAUAGUUUUGCGCUAUGUUGCUGUUUGGGUAGGGGCUGAGGUGAGAACUGCAAAGCGCGGCUAUGCCAUGAUCCUCUGGUUCCUUUAUAUCUUUGUUCUAGAGAUAAAACUUUACUUUGUUUUUCAAAACUACAAGGCCGAGCGCCAGACUGUAGAGACUGUCACUCGGAAAGCUUUGACUUUGCUGCUUUCAGUUUGUGUUCCAGGGCUGUAUUUUGUCCUGGUGGCCUUAGAUAGUAUGGAAUACGUGAGAACUUUUCGGAAGAAAGAAGACAUGCGAGGUCGAUUGUUCUGGGUGGCACUGGACUUGCUGGACGUGCUGGACAUCCAGGCCAACUUGUGGGAACCGCAGCGAACAGGACUGCCCAUCUGGGCAGAGGGACUAAUGUUCUUCUACUGUUACAUACUUCUGCUGAUUCUGCCAUGUGUGUCUCUCAGCGAGAUCAGUAUGCAGGUUGAGCACAUGUUCCCAAAGAAGAUGAUGCUUUACCCUGUUCUCAGCCUUGUCGUCAUUAAUAUUGUUACGAUUCUCAUCCGUGGGGUCAACAUGGUGCUUUUCCAAGAUAGCCGCGUCUCCACCAUCUUUAUCGGCAAGAACAUAGUGGCCAUAGCCACCAAGGCCUGCACAUUCCUGGAGUAUCAUCGGCAGGUUAAGGAGUUCCCGCCACAAGACCCUGUAACUAUCGCUAUGGAGAUACAGCAGAACUCAGGGCCACACAAUCAAAAGCUGCCAAAUCCUACUACUAGCUUCCCAGAAGAGCCAGCACCCCCCCAUGAGAUCAUUGACACGUGACUGAAGCUGACACAGACUUAAAAUCUUAGAGCCAAUUCUCACUGUAAGCAUUUUGGAGUGUUUUUGAAGUUGUCUAUCUUAAGCUUCAAACCACACCUGUCUGUCCUGUACAGUAACUAUAAUUAUAAGCAAACUAUAUUUAAAAUCCCAAACAAUGUACUUGCAGGGCAAAGUAUGUGGUAAUGGGAUACAUUAAACCAACAUAAGACACUAGAAUAGAAUAAACACAAAUGUAUGUUGUUUAUUCACUUUUCCAUUUUCUUAUGUCAUUGAUUAAAUUGCAGUUUAAUUUCAGCUUGCUCAACUUCAACUGUUCCCAGAUUCACGUGCCAUCAACAUUUUUGUAUGUAUGGUUGUUAAAUUUAUUCAUAAAACCAAAGUGUGCUGUUGAUCUAUUCCUACUGGUAGAACCGACCAAGCUGUGUCUGUGUGGGUUGCUCAGAAGGUUCCUUACACUACACACACUUCUUGUUUAUCUUUCAUGUCCAGUUUUAAUUCUAGGUUAGACUGAUUGUGUUUGGUCCUUGAGGAAUAUUAAAUACUGGUUAUUGAGGCCGGUGAAGUAGUUCCUCUCUCCUCACCCUGUUUGACUAGACAGCUUCGAGUAUGAUGCAGAACUUCCUGUUUAAAAUUUUUUAUUUCACUGCUUUAACUCAAAGCAUGCCCCAAGCAAAUUAAUGAUUUGAGGCCAUUCACUACCAAAAUGAAAUGUAUUAGGGAUAAUUAAUCAUAUGAAUCUUUUAAUCAGACUGAAGCAGCAUUAGUACUGUAACUGUAAAGGGGACAGAAUGAUUCUAAUGACAUAAAUAGAAGAAUUGUUUCAUUUGAAAGAGCAAAUAUUUGGCAUGCCAAUUACACAUGCAUCCAUAACUAGUGUGUUAAUUAGGGGAUGCUUGUCAGGGCACAAAAAAGUCUUGAAGUCUGAAUAAGUUCCUUACAAUGUGAAUUGUGCCACAGGAAAGAUAAAAUUGCCAUUUAAAGAAUUCUCUAGAUUUGAUGCCUUUUGGUUGCCUUAGUAUGCUUCAUUACAGAACCUCUAUAGUACUGUACUGUACCUUCACAUAAAAAAAACAACCUUCAAGUGAUUCAUAUGGAUUGCCAAUUUACAGAAAAUGAUCAAUAGUUUACAUGAUGUGUGAUAAAUGCAGGUGGAAUAUUGUUGCCACAUGUCAAUGCAUUAUACUUGAUAAACUACAGGAUGUCCUAAAAGUUUCCAUACACAGAGGAUUACGUUUGCCAGCACCACGUCAGUUGUGCCUUCGUCAGCGGAUAUUCAUGGAGGUUUACUUCUCGGUUGGUCCGUAAUACUUCUUUUGGAAUUUGUUAAGUUUGGCAACAGUGUCCAAUAUGUGAUAUGCUUACCAUGUUUCCUGUUAAGUCUGUCGCAAUCUUGCAACAGCUUCCCGAUCCAGCCAUGAGAAUGACUUUGUAUUUGUAUUUCCAAACAGAGUCUAAGUUGAUUAAGAUUUAGUUCACACAGUAGCGUGAAUCUGAAUUGCUUCUUAAAUUUGAGUCAUAGACCAAAACAAAGAAAGAUGAUAAGCUAUAAUGAAGUAACACUUCAUGUGAAUUCAGACUGGACUGGUCAUAUAGCGGCACGUGUCCAGAAAUACAAAUUUUGUUGGAUUCAAAAACAUAUAAAAAUGUAGGACUUUUUGCAGUUCAAAUUUCAGAAAAUAAUUGCAGAAAAUUAUGUAUUGAGCUGGCUGUCUAAUAACAUAGUUCAUGUUUGUAUAUAUGUGUGUGAGGUGUGAGAUGAUGAUGAUGGUGAUGUUGAUUAUUAUUAUUAUUUCAAUUGCUUCUCAAUUAAAAAAAAUAACUUUUAAGAACAUAAAAACAUUGUUCAGAAUAUACUGCAACUGCAACUCCUAUUUCAUUCUACAUUCCAUACAUUCCAACAUUUUUAGCCUUUCAAACUGGAAGGCAGUGUGUAGAGCUGACCAAGAGAUAAAAUACACUUUUACUCCCUCUUCUUUCUCAGUCUACCAGCAGUGUCCCUCUUUCCACUUUCUGUAUUUUCUAAAAAGUACUAUUUUACUAAGUACUACUGUUUUAAUAUACUUUCUCAACUAAAAAUGAUAUCUGGAGUAAGCAGUCCCAAUAAUCCGUUGCUAUCACAAAAUAUUUAGUGGUAUGCAAUUGGAGUUAUAUUUAAUUGAGCUGACAUUAUAACCUAAAAUUAUGAAACAUUAUAUACCACAAAAUCAGUAAGAAAAAUGGUUUGAUAAACCUCAGUUUGGGUAAGAGCUUAA